CACAAGGGAACUCUGGGCUCCCGUUUUUAAAACUUCCCUUUUAAUCUCAUAGUAGGGUUUCAGGAGGGAAGGGUAGCUACAUGCCUGCACUCCCCCAUCUUCACCUAGAAGCCGUCAUCAUUGAGGUCAUUGUCACAGAGUCCCCAGCUGACCUCCGAAGUCAUGCACUGCGGGGAACCACAGAGGUUAGGGGUGAGGGACAGAGGCAGGAUUUGUUGCCAGGGCUGGCUGUCAUCCAGUUCAGCCUCUGGCUCCUGGAGCGUCCUCUCCUCCGUGCCUGGAAGUCUGGCCGGGCGGGAGUCACGGGUCUUCCCAGAAGCCGGGACAGGGAGGCGGGGGCGGGGAUGAGCAAACAGAUCAAAGGUGAGGCGCCCUGAGGCUCCAGACCCACGGCAGCCGCAAGACGGCUCACCAUGAGGCGGGUAGGAGCCCCCAGAGCCUCCCUGGCAGGGGUGAGGGCUGCGAAUGGGCCUCACCGCCCUACCCUUCGUGGCCCUGGGCUGCUGGUCCUCCUGGGCCUGCUGGCGGGCUUGGCAGCCACACCCUCAGGCCCACAGUGGCCCAAGCCUGUGUUCGGGCGCCUGGCAUCCCCUGGCUUCCCCGAAAAGUAUGCCAACAACCAGGAGCAGCGCUGGACCCUGACGGCACCCCCUGGCUACCGCCUGCGCCUCUACUUCACCCACUUCCACCUGGAGCCCUCCUACCUCUGCGAGUACGACUUUGUCAAGCUGAGCUCCGGGACCAAGGUGCUGGCCACUCUGUGUGGCCAGGAGAGCACGGAUACGGAGCGGGCGCCCGGCAAUGACAGCUUCUACUCCGACGGCUCCAGCCUGGACGUCACCUUCCGCUCCGACUACUCCAAUGAGAAGCCGUUCACGGGCUUCGAGGCCUUCUACUCAGCGGAGGACAUCGACGAGUGCCAGGUUCCCCCAGGAGAGGCCCCUGCCUGUGACCACCACUGCCACAACCACCUGGGCGGCUUCUACUGCUCCUGCCGGGCAGGCUAUGUCCUUCACAGGAACAAGCGCGCCUGCUCAGCCCUGUGCUCAGGCCAGGUCUUCACUGCCUGGUCUGGGGUGCUCAGCAGCCCGGAAUACCCGCAGCCGUACCCCAAACUCUCCAGCUGCACCUACAGCAUCCGCCUGGAGGAGGGGUUCAGCGUAAGCCUGGACUUCGUGGAAUCUUUCGACGUGGAGUCGCACCCCGAGACCCAGUGCCCCUAUGACUCCCUCGAGAUCCAGACAGACAAAGAGAAAUACGGCCCAUUCUGUGGGAAGACGCUGCCCCCCAGGAUUGAAACCAAGAGCAGCACCGUGACUGUCACCUUUGUCACUGAUCAGUCGGGGGAGCACACGGGCUGGAGGAUCCGCUACAGCAGCACAGCUCAGCCUUGCCCUGAUCCAGUGGCGCCACCUAAUGGCCAUAUCUCCCCUGUGCAAACCAAGUACAUCCUCAAAGACAGAUUCUUCGUCUUUUGUGAGACCGGCUAUGAACUCCUGCAAGGUGAUUUGCCCCUGAAAUCAUUCACUACAGUGUGUCAGAAAGAUGGAUCUUGGGACCAGCCCGUGCCAGAGUGCAGCAUUGUUGACUGUGGCCCCCCUGACGAUCUCCAGAAUGGCCAAGUGGAGUACAUCACAGCCCCUGAAGUGACCACAUACAAAGCUGAGAUCAGAUACCGCUGCAAUGCGUUCUACACAAUGAGAAUAGACCAUGGUAAAUAUGUGUGUGAGGCUGAUGGAUUCUGGAUGAGGUCCAAAGGAGACAAAUCACUCCCCGUCUGUGAGCCUGUUUGUGGACUAUCAACCCGUACUACAGAAGGUCGUAUAUACGGAGGACAAAAAGCAAAGCUUGGGGAUUUUCCCUGGCAAGUCCUGCUAUUUGGUGAAACUAUGGCAGCAGGUGCACUUGUAUCUGACCACUGGAUCCUAACAGCUGCUCAUGCUGUAUAUAAACAAAAAGAAGAUGCCUCCUCCCUAGACAUUAGGAUGGGUGUCCUGAAGAGACUGUCACCUCAUUAUACACAGGCCUGGGCCGAGGCCAUUUUUAUACAUGAAGGUUAUACUCACAAUGCUGGGUAUGAUAACGACAUAGCACUGAUUAAAUUGAAGGACAAAGUUGUAAUCAAUAGCAACGUCAUGCCUAUCUGUUUGCCAAGAAAAGAAGCCGAAUCCUUCAUGAGGACAAAUGACAUUGGGACUGCAUCUGGAUGGGGAUUAACCCAAAGGGGUUUUCUUGCCAGAAGUCUAAUGUCUGCUGACCUGCCCAUUGUUGACCACCAGAAAUGUGUUGCUGCCUUUGAAAAGAAGUCCGAUCCAGGGGUGCGGGUAACUGAUAACAUGCUCUGUGCUGGUUUAGAAAGUGGGGGCAAGGACAGCUGUAAAGGCGACAGUGGGGGAGCAUUAGUGUUUCUAGAUGAUGAGACACAGAAGUGGUUUGUGGGAGGAAUAGUGUCCUGGAGUUCCACUAAUUGUGGGGAAGCAGGUCAAUAUGGGGUCUACACAAAAGUCAUUAACUAUAUUCCUUGGAUCAACAACAUAAUUAAUAAUUUUUAAGUCCAAUCAACAAAUGAUCCCUUGUUUUAAAAAAUCAUCUUUAAAGACCUUAGCAGCAAACUGACCUGAAAAACAUUAACAUGACAGCUGCCAUUCCACUCCAAAACCAAACCAAAGUAUAGGCGAGACUGCCUUUCAGGUACUUCUCCAACUUGCUGGGUUUUCACCGCUUAUUCUUUAAGGGGACCUAAACCAGUGAGGUGAUAUUCACCUUUACCAAUCCAAUAGCAGCUCAUUGGUUAAAUGUGUAUUUACUUACAAAGUCCAGUGUCUUUUUGUCCUUGUGCCUUUCUGUAAACUGCCUGUUCAUAUUAACUAUUAUUCUGUUUUUUGGAUUUAGUGACCUCUGAGAGGUUACAUAUCACAGCAGUACUGGUUCAGGAACUACCCUGAAUCAUGGUUUUUUGGGGUUAGGUAAAUUGGAUACUUUAGCCUAGGCUGGGUAUGGACUGAUUUCUACAUUAAAAUCAAUACUGUAAUUUUUCACGUAUCAAACUAGCAGACAAAAAAGAACAUGAACAGCUUCUAUUUCACACUGUCGAAGACAACAUGAAUUUUCUCUGAAGUACAACCUGGCAAUAUAUUUCAGAAGUCUUAAAAGCAUUCAUCAUCUUUGAACUGGUAAUUCCAAUGCUAAGUUUUAAAUUUAGUGAGGAUGUUCCUAGCACUUGGAAAUAACCUAAUGUACAAAUUCAGGCGACAAUUCAAUCAAAUGUGGCAUUUCCAUAAGAUGAAAUACAACAUGAAAAGUAUUAGAAAUCUGUAGUGUUUUUUUUUCCUUCUUACCAUGAGCUAAAUUAAAUAGCUGGGCGCACUUAAUAGAUCACAGAGCAUACAACAGCAGAGUAUAGAACUCACGUAUACAAUCAAAAGACUUACCUAGUAUUCAACAAAAAAUUAUUCUAAUUAUCACAUACAUCUUCUGAAUUCUAAGUAGUACUUAACAUCUUUUUUCCUAAGAAUAUUUAAGCUCUGAUUUAACCUUAAAAAUCUCUCAUUCUAGUUGUCCACUCCUCUCUCAAAAGUUUUAAUGGCUAACAUUUAACAAAGUUUUUCAUUCUAGCCAGAUUAACCAUUAUAUGUAAAAAUUUUGAGUUCUAACUUCCUGUGCAUAUUAAUUGCAUUUUUUUUUUUUUUUUUGCCGCAUCCAUGGCACGUGGAGGUUCCUGGGGCCAGAGGCUGAAACCGUGCCACAGCCACAGCAGUGACUAUGCCAGAUCCUCAACCAGCUGUGCCACCAGGGAAUUGCUAAAGUGCAAUUUUUUCAGACUCAUUUUUAAAAGGUAAUUUUCCAGCAUCUUGUCACAUAAAAAAAAGAAAUUGCGUUUUUCCAGUAAGACUCCAGACACUAAACUGUGGUAGCAACAAAAAUUUUUAUUCAACUGGUUCAAAAAAUUUUUUUUAGAAUGAAUGCAUUUAGAUGACCAAGUAGACUUUAAAAACAAAUCUUUGCCAAAUAGUUUACUUCUAAACUUCAAUUUUUUUGGGGGGGGAGGGGGAUUAAAUACCCAUAGCCAUGUAGUACCAUAAACAUGUUAAUAGAAGGCUACUCAACACUGAAAGCCUUCCCAAGACUGUUAACUAGAUUUAUACAAGUGUAAAUAAAGGAUUAAAACCA
Molecule: messenger RNA, 4170 nt
Organism: Phacochoerus africanus (Common warthog)
Lineage: Eukaryota; Metazoa; Chordata; Mammalia; Artiodactyla; Suidae
Gene: MASP2
Product: MBL associated serine protease 2
Exons: 10
Coding region: 414-2552 (712 amino acids)
Biological process (GO): complement activation, lectin pathway; proteolysis
Cellular component (GO): extracellular region
Molecular function (GO): serine-type endopeptidase activity; calcium ion binding
Source: RefSeq, a predicted model, not a curated record